AUGUUUACCCUUCCUUUGAUUUUAGUCGCCGGCGGCUUAUCCACUCUCUCUAUCGGAGCUCCUCUUCCUGGAAAUACAGAAAGAGACUCAUUCAUUCAUUCUAUUCAAGAGCGUGCAGCAAAUUCAUACACGGUAUUUUCCGGUGAUGGAGAUACCAAUGUAGGAUGGCCUACACAAAGUGAAUGGAUUUCAAGCUUUGAUGAUAUGUUCGACAUGCAAAAUAGUGUAUUGAAAGCAUCAUGCACUCAAUUCGGUGAAGCCAACAAUUCCGAUGACGAGAUCUCAGAUCUCAAAUCUGCCAUCUCAGAAGUUGCUAGUACUACCGGCAUUGAUAGUCGUUUUAUCCUUGCCAUAGUAAUGCAAGAAUCUAACGGUUGUGUCCGCGCUCCAACUACCGUUUACUCCAUCGCCAACCCAGGUCUCAUGCAAUCUCACGAGGGAUCCGGAUCAUGUAAUUCAGGAAGCUCUGUUCAAAAUCCUUGUCCCAAGAGUGAAAUGGUUCAAAUGAUUACUGAUGGUACAGCUGGUACAGCAUCAGGUGAUGGACUCAAACAAUGUAUUGCCGAAACAGGAGUUACAGAUGUUAGCAUGUAUUACAAAGCCGCCAGAAUUUACAACUCCGGCUCUAUUGCCUCGGGUGGAAAUCUCGGGGAUGGUGUCGCUACUCAUUGUUAUGCUACUGAUGUUGCAAAUCGUCUCACAGGAUGGUAUUCGGGAACUAGUUCUUGCAAUUCAGCUACUAUUGGUUCACUUACAGGUUCAGCUGCUUCUCCUGGUUCCAGUGCUAUUAGUUCGGAAAUAGCUAGUGCCAGUUCAGUUAUUAGCUCUUUUGUCUCUUCGGUAGCUUCUGAAGUUACUUCGGCUUAUUCGGUACCAACUGCCAUCUCGGUCAGACCUUUCUUCACAUCAGUUGUUUCAGCUGCUUCAUCAGCUGCUGCAUCCAAUACCGGUGGUAUAUUCGCACAAGUCGGUGCUUCUUCGUCUAGUUCAUCCGCAGAACCAACCUCGGUAUCAUCAGCUGUGUCUGUCCCAACAGCUGCUUCCUCGUCUAUCGCAAAACCAACCUCGGUAUCAUCAGCUGUGUCCGUCCCAACAGCUGCUUCUUCAUCCAUCGCGAAACCAACUUCCGCAUCAUCAUCUACAUCCACCUCCAUCGCCUCUAUAAUCCCCACCCCCACCCUCCCCGCAACCAUCCCAACCACCACCUCCUCCCUCCCAACCACAACCACACUCACCUACCCCUCCGCCUCGUCCUCCCCCUCUUCCUCAAACACAAACACAACCUACACCCCCGGCACCAGCUGCAGCACCCCAGGCCAAUGGAACUGCAUCGACGGAACCUCCUUCCAACAAUGCGCAUCAGGAGUUUGGUCCAGCAUCGGAGGGCUCGCCGCAGGAACAGCAUGUAAAGUCGGAGAAGGGAAAUUAAUUGAUAUUUUCGCUAUGGAUGAUAGUGAAACUAAACAUAAGAGAUAUGUGGGUGGUGAGAAGAGAGGUUUGAAACAUGCGCAUUUGCAUGGUUUGAAGAGGGGGGUGAGGAGUUUUUGA
Messenger RNA from Sclerotinia sclerotiorum 1980 UF-70, 1548 nucleotides. RefSeq lists its product as hypothetical. NCBI's taxonomy places the organism in Eukaryota, Fungi, Ascomycota, Leotiomycetes, Helotiales, Sclerotiniaceae. The transcript has 2 exons. The record is from RefSeq and is a predicted model, not a curated record. Bases 1 to 1548 code for a protein of 515 amino acids.